GCUGUUAGUCAUUCGCAGCAAAAACGUCGAGCCGACAGGAAGCCGCCAAAGGAGCGCUCAACGUUGCCAACGUUUCAAUUUGUUGUUAAGUUUUUGCUUAGUUCUCUUCAACUCUUUGUUGCACCUUCAAUUCCCAUCCACAUUCCCCGUCAUCAUCAUCAUCAUCAUCCGUUCAUCCGUUCAUCGUUCGCCGUUCAUCGUUCAUCACUCUUCGUUCAUCCGUUUCUCGUUUUGCGUUUAUCAGUUUUGAUUCUUAAAUCGCGUUCAAGUUUUCAUUUUCGAUCAUCAUCAUUUCGUUGAUACGCGGCACAGUGCAAUGGCCAGUGUUGCCAACCCACCUCCAUCGUCAUCGUCAUCGACAGCCAGCGGUGGCAGCCACAGUCACGCUCAGUCUCACCCACACAUGCACAGUAUACAGCUGCUGCACAAUGCCACGGCUGGGGGCAUGCCACAUGGCUUGGGUCUGCUGACCACGGUGGCAUCGCUGCCGCCCAAGUAUCGCAGUCGCUAUCUGAACAUCAAAACCAAGUGUGAAAUACCAUUGGAUCUGUCAGUGAAACCGCCAUCGCCAGAGCCAGUUGCAUUGCCAUUGCCAGUGGCAGAGACAGAGGCAAGCAGCGAUGUGCCAAUGGCGACCACAGAACCACCAGCAGCAACUGCUGUUGCAGCCGCAAGUGAGGAGGUUGUGCUGCCCCAGGAGGUGGCCCAGGAGGUGGUCGUUAUUACAGAGAAACCCAUAACACCGCCACAAAGCCCAGAUCCAGUUGCAGUUGCAGUCGCAGUUCCAGUUGCAGUCAAGCGCAAGUUGAGCGAGCAAAGCGAAACACAGCCGCCAGCCAAAUUGGCCAAAUCACAAGAGACUUUGCCUGAUGCUGCCACGCCAGCGAAACCCAUUAGGGUCGCAGACACAGCUCCGCGCACCGCCAAAGCAACCACAACAACAACAUCGACAUCAACAUCGACAUCCACAUCGACAUCGAGUGCCAAAUCGACGCGGAACAAAGCGACUCGCAAAUUAAAGUUCGAUGAGGAGACAAGUUCGCCGGUUUCGGGCACAAUUAUACGACCACUGGAGGACAUCACCGAUGGCACAAUGCAGUACAGCAAUGGCGACAUCGAUCCCAAGUACAACAUUGUCGAGAUUACCGACGAGACAAAGGCCGAACUGGCGGCCAUCAAGAACGUAAUUGGCGACUACGUCUGUCGCCUGUGUCGCAUCAAGUUCGACGAUGCUUUUGGUUUGGCGCGUCAUCGUUGCGCCUGCAUUGUGCUGCUCGAGUAUCGUUGCCCCGAGUGUGGCAAGCAAUUCAAUUGCCCCGCUAAUUUGGCCUCCCACCGACGCUGGCACAAGCCCAAAAAGGAGACGACGACGUCGACGUCGACAGCCGCCAAAAAGGAGAACCGCAAUACCAGCAAUCAACAGGAGCAGCCACAACAAUCGAGCUCGAAGAAAUCCACGAGCGAGGAGCUUGCCUUUGGCUGUGCCGAGUGUGGCAAGAAGUUCAAACGUGCCGCAUAUCUGCGCAAGCAUCAGCAGACGCAUGCAAAGAAGACGCAGACAGUGGCAGAGAACGAGGUGGAGGAGUUGGAACAGGAGAUCGAGCCACAGACAGCGACAACCACCGCAACCACAACAAUUACGGGCAGCUUCCAGACGUCUGUCUACAAAUCGCACAGCUCCAGCUCCGCCAGCAGUUCACACUCCUACGCCGGUACCCACGAGGACGAAGGCGUCUAUGUGGCGGGCGUGGCCAGCAGCAGUCACUACGACUACGAGGCUGACUACUUGUCCGACUGCAGUUCGUCCACCUCCUCCGCUGGCUAUGGGCGCCUUCAGAUUGUCGAACAUGGUCUCACCGAGGAGGAGAGCAUCGCAGCAGCUGCUCUCACGAAUCUUCGCAAUUGCGCCUCUGUCAUCCAACACACGACAAUGGCGCAUUAAGUAAGUCAACAAUGGGUUAAUCAUUUUGUUUAUAGUCCUUUAAUUGUUAAGUUUAGUUUCGUAAUUCACACACAAACUGCAGCUGAAACAGACCAAAGAAAAUUAGUUUUUAGAUUUGCAAAUUUCAAUUCGUUUGCAUUUUAGUUGUACUCGGUUAGUUACUAAUUCAUUUCACAAGUUUCUAGUCUUAGUUCUAAACCAAAGAAUGAGUUCAGUUCUAGUCAAAAACUCUCACGUACUUCGAUCAACAUUCCAAUUUGUUGUUGUACUACAAAUAAUACCAAAUAGCACCAAAGACGACAAAUAGUCUAGUCAUCAGCAUUAGGUUAAAAUCAUUUACUUCUAGUCAGUCCAAAUACCAAAAAUACACUUGGCACAAGUCAGCUUCAAUAUGAUCUCAGUGUAGAUAGCUAAAGCCCUUUGGACUCUCAGUACCAGGCCACGCAUUUACACAGUUCGUUUAGUCAGUAAAAUUCUAGUCAUAUCCAUAGAUUCUAGUCAGAAUUUGCAAUAAUUUAUACCAAAGUCAUCAUCACAUAUAUUUUAAAAUAGUUCUUAACCUGCUUUUUCAAACUUUCUACUCCGAAAUAUGUUCAUCUAACAUUCUCAUAAUCAUUUCCUAUCCCUUCAUCACUUCCGACCUUGCAUUUU
Molecule: messenger RNA, 2593 nt
Organism: Drosophila albomicans
Lineage: Eukaryota; Metazoa; Arthropoda; Insecta; Diptera; Drosophilidae
Gene: nerfin-1
Product: insulinoma-associated protein 1b
Exons: 1
Coding region: 317-1942 (541 amino acids)
Biological process (GO): regulation of cell cycle process; negative regulation of transcription by RNA polymerase II; neuron differentiation
Cellular component (GO): transcription repressor complex; nucleus
Molecular function (GO): RNA polymerase II cis-regulatory region sequence-specific DNA binding; DNA-binding transcription repressor activity, RNA polymerase II-specific
Source: RefSeq, a predicted model, not a curated record